GCAGGGAUCCCCGCCAUGGGCCUGAGCUCCUGCCUCCUGCUGCUGCUGCUGCUGCUGGGGGGCUCGGGGGGCAGGGACAGCCGAGGGACACCCCCGAGGGGGGCCUGGGAAGAGGAGGGGGAGCUGUGGGGCAGAGCGAGGUACGAAGCCGUGAAGAAGCACCUGGGGGCUGUGGGUGCUCUCUCCAAGAAGUACUGGCAGUACCUGGCAUGCAAGGUUUGGCACGACGGCUGCGAGGAGGAGAAGGAGGAAGAGUCCAGUCCCAGGCCAGGCUGGAGCUUGCCUCUGGUGGGCCAGGAUUACCUGGAGAUCCUCUCUGCCUGGUACUGCAGCUUCGGCAAGUGCUGCCAGACAGGAGACUGCCGGGUAGUCAACAACAUCACAGGGCUAGAAGCUGACCUCAAUGAGCAGCUCCAUGGGCAGCACUUGGCCAAAGAAGUUGUCAUCCAGGCAGUGCAAGGGUUCCUGCAGAGCCCACAGCCAGAGAAGCCUCUGGUCCUCUCCUUCCAUGGCUGGUCUGGCACUGGCAAGAACUUUGUGGCCCGGAUGCUGGCCAGUCACCUGUACCGGGAUGGGCUGAAGAGCGAGUGUGUCAGGCUCUUCAUCUCACUCUUCCACUUUCCCCAUCACAAGUACGUGGACUCGUACAAGGCUCAGCUGAAGAAGCAGAUAAGUGAGACUGUGCAGCUCUGCAAGCAGUCCUUGUUCAUCUUUGAUGAGGCAGAGAAACUCCAUUUUGGCCUCCUGGAUGCCCUCAAGCCUUUCAUGGUUCCCUAUGACAAGGGCCAGGUGGAUUACCGGAGAUCCAUCUUCCUCUUCCUCAGCAACCUGGGUGGCAACACCAUCAAUGAGGUAGCCCUGGACUUCUGGCGAGCCGGCCGGGCACGGGAGGAGAUCUCCUUUGAGUUCCUGGAGCAGCGGCUGCGGAUGGAGCUGCAGGAGCCUGCAGAGAACAGUUACGCUCGCAGCCACCUCCUGGAAGAGAACCUGAUUGAUUUCUUUGUGCCAUUCCUGCCCUUGGAGUACCACCACGUGAAGCUCUGCACACGGGAUGCUUUCCUGGCCCGGGGACUUCCAUACACCGAGGCAGCUCUCCACGAGGUGGCCAGCAUGAUGGUGUUUGUUCCCAAAGAGGAGAAGCUUUUCUCUGCUCAGGGCUGUAAAUCUGUAUCCCAGCGCAUCAAUUACUUCCUUCCUUGAACACCAGGUGGAACUACACCAGUGGUGAAGCUGGUUCUGCACUCUAGGAGCUGCUCUCCUUGCACAAGGUCAGGCGGGCAGAUUACCCAGCUCAGGGACAGAGACUUAACCCCUUGUUACUCCAAGGGCUGUUUGCAGGGAAGGAGGUGCACCCUGCCCAGCCUUACUCCUGGGACAUGGGGAUAACCUGUGCUUGAAGUCUGUCUCGUGUUUUCAAGUCCCUUCUCUUAGCAGGUAGUAACCUGAAGUGGUGGUUUGGUUGUGCUGACACAUGCUUUGUUUCACAUGACUGGGGAUGUCCAAGUCCUUGGUUUGUUACCAUGUAAUGGCGGCUUUGGACAGACUGGUCCUGUUAAGAAGGCCGAGCAGAAGCCACAUCCUCAUCCCUGACUUCACUUUUCUUGGUCACUUCACAAGCUCUCAAAUUGCACAGAACUGUUUAGCUGGAGUUCAGGCUUUUCUCUCUUGCUUUCCUGCCUUCACAAGUUGUCUGCUGCUCAGGGACACUUGUGCCAGGAUGAUGGUUUGUGCAGGGAGGAGGACCCUGCAUAGAGAAAAUGACUGAGUAUCUCCUCUGGAGAUGUCAAAUCUGUAGCUUCUCAUUUUGGAGGGUCCCUCUCUCGAUGGAGUCUUUCAUUGUAUGGAAGCAGCUGUGGGGAUGAGGUGAACUUCUGCUGAAAUCUUGUUUCUAAGCAGCUUGGUGAAAAGCCUGUUCACUGUGAAAUGAAGAAGGGGAACCUAAUUCCCCUUCCAAGGGCUGAGAAGGGCAGUUGAGGAGGAUGGUGGCUGAAGGAACAGAGAAACUGGGUUUUCAGAGAUGUAGUAAGCUUAGGGUUUUUCCUUGUUCUUUUUUUUUUUAUGGGUUUUUUUGGUUGCUGUUGGGUUUUUUAUUUGGUUUUGGUUUUUUUACUUUGUUUUUUUCCAUUAAGUUGCAUGGUGUGGUUUUUUUGGGCUGGUAUCAGCAUUACUACACCAAGGGGCUGUUUGCUGUCUGGGUACUUGCCCAGUGAUAAGUAAAGUUUCAGCAGGACCAAAAAAUUUCAACAGUGUUACAGGAAUCACUUUGUGACCUCUAGGUCAAAACUCCCUUCCAACACAGCUGGGCUGGGGUGAGGAGGUGAGACAGCACACGCCAGGGACAGGGCUGAGCUCCCUGGACACCCCCUGUGUGGACCUUUGAUCUAUUUUAAGCUUUGAGCCUGGCUGUGGUGCCAGUAAUGAGCAGAGUGACUUUUGGGAAAAGAUUGACCAGACACGCUCACUGCUCCUGAGGACUUUGAGCUCGUGUUUCCCUCCAGGGCACGCUGGCUCUGUUAUCUAACCAGGCUUCAUAGUCCAAGGCAGCUGCUUUCUCACUGCUCAGCUGAGGCAAGGUUAGGUUAAAUUUAGUUGUCACUAGACUGGAGCUUAGGGCCUGUGCCAGCAUGUGCCGUUAUUGGGUAUUUUUAGACUUGGUUUAUGGUUAAUCUCAUUCUUAAUCAGCCUGGGAAGGAGCAGAGGAAGGUGCACCUAGGAAGGGAGGAUGCAGCCCCAUAGAAGGACCCAACAAGCUUGUGUUUUUUAAGCCAGGCAGAAAGUUUAGGAAGUUUUUAGUUAGUGAGCUGAAGUUUAGCUGCUUAGAAGGUUGUAUACACCAGGAUAACCCAUGUUUUGUUUUGGUUUUUUUUACGUGGAAAAGAAUCUUCACCUGCACAGGUUAGGCUGAUGCUGUUUGCAGUGGGAGGGAGUCACUUGAUCAGCCGUUGGGGCUGCUAUGAAGUUGGUGUGUUAACCAGUUCUGACUCUGUUACUGUUUAAGGAGGUGGUGGUGUGACUAACAAGGGCAACUCUCAAACAAUGAUGCAAGACCCAGUGCUCUGCAGGUCACACUGGUGUGUUUGAGUAUGGAGUGUUUGAUUAUGCAACCCCAACAGCAGGAACCACUCUACCCACGCCACGGCAAUGUUAAGUUUAAGGCAUAAAUAAAGAUCCUGCAAUCUAACAGAAUGAAA
This is a messenger RNA of Apus apus (common swift), 3191 nucleotides long. RefSeq names its product torsin family 3 member A (gene TOR3A). Lineage: Eukaryota; Metazoa; Chordata; Aves; Apodiformes; Apodidae. The transcript has 6 exons. The record is from RefSeq and is a predicted model, not a curated record. Gene Ontology annotation, cellular component: endoplasmic reticulum lumen; nuclear envelope. Gene Ontology annotation, molecular function: ATP binding; ATP hydrolysis activity. The coding region runs from base 16 to 1200 and encodes 394 amino acids.